AUUGUGAGUUUUAAAAUUUAAGAAGAAGUAAUCGUUCCUUCAAAUGAAUAAAGGAAUCUUAAUUUUAUGUGUGAUCGACGUUGAACAGCGAGUAAAAUGUAAAAAAUAGAAGGAAUAGAAAGCAUUCUGAUGCAAAAUGACAAAAGAGACACUUACGCAUCGUAUGUGUUCGUUGCUAUUGUCUGGAAUAGUGGAUAGGAGUGUAGCGUAUAGUAUUUUUAGUCAUUGUUUAGUGGAAGCUACUGAAUGUGUGAAUAAUAAAUUCGAAUUGGUCAAAAUAGUAGUUGAUUUUGUGUCUGUAUAUAUUCUACUUAGUUUUCAACGAUUAAAAAAACCCACUGAAAAUGGCGACAGAAGACGGUUCGAAAGGCCGAACGUUAGCAAUCGCAAUCGGUUGGCUUAUAUUAAUUAUAAGUGUGGCUCUGUUUUAUAUGGCGGCUGUGUUUAUUCUUCCGGCAUUAAUUUAUGGACAAACCAUGAUUCAUGUUUACAUCGUUUUCGCCUUCUAUUUGCUGAUCAACGUCAGCUGGAUUUUUGGAGCUAUUAUAAACCGGUGUUUAUGUUGAUCGCAUUAGCUGGAUGGCUUUUUCCGGCUGCUUCAUGUCUAUAUUGUGUAUUCAUCGGUAUUGUUAGAGGAAUACAGCACCUCAAAGUUGAAAAUCUGGAAGAAGAUAAAUUUCCACUUUUCAAGAUCGUAUGUUUCGCAUUGGUCUUCAUUGGCAUUUAUAUCAUCGCCGUAUUUUGCUAUUGCUCGGUGAAAAGAGCAGCCAUUAGAAGGAAACCUAAUACUAUGCGAUUAAAUAUAAAAUAUGAAGUUCCACAAGGCAAUGUUGAACAGAAUGAAGGAAUAAGACUCUAUCCCACACUAAAUACUGAUCAAAUUUGAACAGGAAUUAACAUUCAUCUUUUAUUGAUCUCGUCAUAUAGAUCGAAAAAUUACUCAUUAAUCAAUAAUAGUAUAAAUAAUUCAUUAAUUAAAACACUUUAUAUGAUUUCUCAUUGUGAAAUAUGAUAUUGCAAAUAAAAUGACAUAUUUUCUAAAA
Contarinia nasturtii (swede midge) is the source of this 1043-nucleotide messenger RNA. RefSeq lists its product as uncharacterized. The transcript has 4 exons. Bases 137 to 886 code for a protein of 249 amino acids. Lineage: Eukaryota; Metazoa; Arthropoda; Insecta; Diptera; Cecidomyiidae. The record is from RefSeq and is a predicted model, not a curated record.